This is a messenger RNA of Nezara viridula (southern green stink bug), 1083 nucleotides long. The record is from the annotation of a GenBank genome assembly. Lineage: Eukaryota; Metazoa; Arthropoda; Insecta; Hemiptera; Pentatomidae.
GUUCAAUGAUAUUUACUGGUUACCCACGUGAAGGUAUUCUUGUUUACUGCUUCAUGAUAAAGUUCUAAAUAUUUAAUAGUGAUGACUUCCAGAGUUUCUCUGGCUUCAAAACUAUACAAGUUUACUUUGCCAAAUAUACUUGAAACUCAGGGAAAACAUCUUCCUGAAUCUUAUAAGAAGUUUUAUAAAGAAUGGAAAUUCACUCAACCUCAACCUGUUCACUAUAUCCCACAUCAAGCCAAGUGGUACAGAAAUCCAAAUACUGGUGAAGUAAAGCCUUUGCAAAAUACUCCCAUUCCCGUUUAUUUCCCACCUGAAUCAAAUAAAGGGAUUUGGGGUGGUGAAGCAGUAAUUAAAGGUUUCCAAAAGAGACAGCGAUUAAAACAAAGAGUCCCUCAUUUUUGGGUUCCACAUUUGAUUCAGUCAGUGGUCUACAGUGAAAUACUGGAUAAAAGAAUGUCCGUAACUGUUACGCAGAGAACACUUGAUCUAAUCAUUAAAAACUAUGGUUUUGAUCAUUAUGUUCUUAAGACCAAAGCUUGUGAUUUGCAGUCUACUCUAGCUUUGAAGUUAAAGAAAAAAAUGUUGUUAUCACUAUUAAAAAUGGAUCUAUACCCAGAAGAUCCUAUUAAGAGAGAUGAAAUUUAUAACAAAUAUAAGCAUUAUUUAGAAGAGUAUACUGAAGAAGAUAUAGAAUGGUAUGGUUUGACAUUUUCUGAAGCAUUAAUAAAAUAUGAAAAACAAAUGGAUAUGAAACCUAUUGUUCCAUUAAAAAUUAAAUUACGGAAAGAAUAUCUUGCACACUUAGAGGAAGAAAAAAAUAAUCCUGCACAAGAGCUGCUGUUGGAUAAAAAAGAAGGAUCAUGGAUUACAAAAUUGAACCCGUUUAGCAAAAAUUAAUUAUUUAUUUAUUCAAUAAAUAUUUUUAGUUAUUUAAUAAAUUGUUGUAGUUUAUGCAUUUGGAUUUCCUUGUUUAGUAAGCUAUGAAAUUAAUUUUAAUUGUUUUACAUCUAGUUUGAUUUUCCUCUUUAUACUCAUAAUCAUCUUAGAUAAGUGUUACAGGUAAUAUAACUUUCUUUCUGA